CCCGGUGGCCCCAGCCGUGUCCCUGUCGCAGCCUGGAGCAGAUGGUGGCCGCCAGCCCCGGGAAGACGCCCAUCAGCCUGCUGCAGGAGUAUGGCACGCGCCUAGGACGGACCCCGGGCUACGACCUGCUCAAGGCCGAGGGCCAGGCCCACCAGCCCAACUUCACCUUCCGCGUCACCCUCGGGGACAUCAGCUGCACCGGGCAGGGGCCCAGCAAGAAGGCGGCGAAGCACAAGGCGGCCGAGGUGGCCCUGAGGCUGCUCAGAGGGGGGGGGGCCAUGCUGGAGCCCCUGGAGCACAGGGGUGCCCCCCUGGAGAUGAAGACGCCGGUGUCCCCCCCCCAGUCCGAGUGUAACCCCGUGGGGGCUCUGCAGGAGCUGGUGGUGCAGAAGGGCUGGCGCCUGCCCGAGUACACGGUGACGCAGGAGUCGGGGCCGGCGCACCGCAAGGAGUUCACCAUGACGUGCCGCGUGGAGAGAUUCGUGGAGAUCGGCAGCGGCACCUCCAAGAAGCUGGCCAAGCGCAACGCGGCCGCCAAGAUGCUGGUGAGGAUCCACAACGUCCCCAUGGAGCCGCGCGACGGCAGCGAGGCCGAGGGCGAGGAGGACCAGUUCAACAUGACGUGCCCCCGGCUGGAGGGGCUGCGGGGCCGCGCCCCCGGCUGCACCUGGGACUCGCUGCGCAACUCGGCGGGCGAGAAGCUGGGCCAGCUGCGGAGCCGGGGGGGCAACCCCGCGCCGGGGGGGGCCUGCGCCCUCCUGCAGGAGCUCUCGGAGGAGCAGAGCUUCGCCAUCAGCUACCUCGACAUCGAUGCGCUGAGCCUCAGCGGGCUGCACCAGUGCCUGGUGGAGCUGUCCACGCAGCCGACCACGGUGUGCCACGGCACCGCCCCGUCCCGCGACGGCGCCCGCGCCCAGGCCGCCCGCAACGCGCUGCAGUACCUGCGCAUCAUGGCCGGGGGCAAGUGAGCCCUGCCGGGGGGCAAGUGAGCCCUGCUGGGGCAGCUGAGCCCUGCCCGGGGCAAGUGAGCCCUGCCGGGGGGCAAGUGAGCCCUGCCGGGGCAAGUGAGCCCUGCUGGGGCAGCUGAGCCCUGCUGGGGGCAGCUGAGCCCUGCCCGGGGCAAGUGAGCCCUGCUGGGGCAGCUGAGCCCUGCCGGGGGCAAGUGAUUCCUGCCAGGGGCAGCUGAGCCCUGCUGGGGCAAGUGAGCCCUGCUGGGGGGGCAAGUGAGCCCUGCCGGGGCAGCUGAGCCCUGCCUGGGGUGAGUGAGCCCUGCCCGGGGUAAGGCAGCCCCCCCGGGCAUAGGCACUGCCC
Onychostruthus taczanowskii (white-rumped snowfinch) is the source of this 1311-nucleotide messenger RNA. RefSeq names its product TARBP2 subunit of RISC loading complex (gene TARBP2). Bases 42 to 968 code for a protein of 308 amino acids. The transcript is spliced from 7 exons. The record is from RefSeq and is a predicted model, not a curated record. NCBI's taxonomy places the organism in Eukaryota, Metazoa, Chordata, Aves, Passeriformes, Passeridae.